This is a messenger RNA of Rhinolophus ferrumequinum (greater horseshoe bat), 2301 nucleotides long. RefSeq names its product lamin B1 (gene LMNB1). The record is from RefSeq and is a predicted model, not a curated record. The transcript has 12 exons. The coding region runs from base 243 to 2000 and encodes 585 amino acids. NCBI's taxonomy places the organism in Eukaryota, Metazoa, Chordata, Mammalia, Chiroptera, Rhinolophidae.
CCCGCCCCUCUGCCCCGCCAGAAAGGAAACAAAGUGCUGCAGGCGGGAUAAUCGGCGGCGGCGCGGACUCUGCUCGGCUCUCCCGGUCAUCCUCGCCCCAUAUCGUCCCUAGUGUGUGCUUCUCCCCACGCCGGCCUCUACGCGAUCGCAGAUCGCCGGCUUGUGCCUUCCCUGCUCCGUGUCCCUGUGCUGCCCGCAACCUCCCCACUCUGCUCUCUCCGCCGAUCGCCCCGCCGCCCGCCAUGGCGACAGCGACCCCCCUGCCGCCGCGGACCGGCAGCCGCGCCGGCGGCCCCUCCACGCCGCUGAGCCCCACGCGGCUGUCGCGGCUGCAGGAGAAGGAGGAGCUGCGCGAGCUCAACGAUCGGCUGGCGGUGUACAUCGACAAGGUGCGCAGCCUGGAGACGGAGAACAGCGCGCUGCAGCUGCAGGUGACCGAGCGUGAGGAGGUGCGUGGCCGGGAACUCACCGGCCUCAAGGCGCUCUACGAGACCGAGCUGGCAGACGCGCGACGCGCGCUAGACGAUACGGCCCGCGAGCGCGCCAAGCUGCAGAUAGAGCUGGGCAAGUUCAAGGCCGAGCACGACCAACUGCUCCUCAAUUACGCGAAAAAAGAGUCCGAUCUCAGCGGAGCCCAGAUGAAACUUCGAGAAUAUGAAGCAGCACUGAACUCUAAAGAUGCAGCUCUGGCUACUGCACUUGGUGACAAAAAAAGUUUAGAGGGAGAAUUGGAGGACCUGAAGGAUCAGAUUGCCCAGUUGGAAGCCUCCUUAACUGCUGCCAAAAAACAGCUAGCAGAUGAAACUUUACUUAAAGUGGAUUUGGAGAAUCGCUGCCAGAGCCUGACUGAGGACUUAGAAUUUCGUAAAAGCAUGUAUGAGGAGGAGAUCAAUGAGACCAGAAGGAAGCAUGAAACUCGCUUGGUAGAGGUGGAUUCUGGGCGCCAGAUUGAGUAUGAGUACAAGCUGGCUCAGGCCCUUCAUGAGAUGCGAGAGCAACACGACGCCCAGGUCAAGCUGUACAAGGAGGAGAUGGAGCAGACUUACCACGCCAAACUCGAGAAUGCCAGGCUCUCAUCAGAGAUGAAUACUUCUACUGUCAACAGUGCCAGGGAAGAACUGAUGGAAAGUCGUAUGAGAAUUGAGAGCCUUUCAUCUCAGCUUUCUAAUCUACAGAAAGAGUCUAGAGCAUGUUUGGAGAGGAUUCAAGAGUUGGAGGACUUGCUUGCUAAAGAAAGAGACAACUCUCGGCGCAUGCUGUCUGACAAAGAGAGAGAGAUGGCGGAAAUAAGGGAUCAGAUGCAGCAACAGCUGAACGAUUAUGAGCAGCUUCUUGAUGUCAAGCUAGCCCUGGACAUGGAAAUCAGUGCUUACAGGAAGCUCUUAGAAGGAGAAGAAGAGAGAUUGAAGCUCUCUCCAAGCCCUUCUUCCCGGGUGACAGUGUCACGAGCAUCCUCCAGUCGCAGCGUGCGCACAACCAGAGGAAAGCGGAAGAGAGUUGAUGUGGAAGAAUCCGAGGCAAGCAGUAGCGUUAGCAUCGCGCAUUCCGCUUCGGCCACUGGGAACGUCUGCAUUGAAGAGAUCGACGUGGACGGGAAAUUCAUCCGCGUGAGGAACACUUCCGAACAGGAUCAACCAAUGGGAGGCUGGGAAAUGAUCAGAAAAAUUGGAGACACAUCAGUCACUUAUAAAUAUACCUCAAGAUAUGUGCUGAAGGCAGGCCAGACUGUUACAAUUUGGGCUGCAAAUGCUGGUGUCACAGCCAGUCCUCCCACGGACCUCAUCUGGAAGAACCAGAACUCUUGGGGCACUGGGGAAGAUGUGAAGGUUAUAUUGAAAAAUUCUCAGGGAGAGGAGGUUGCUCAGAGAAGUACAGUCUUCAAAACCACCAUACCUGAGGAGGAAGAAGAGGAGGAGGCAGCUGAAGUGGCUGUUGAGGAAGAACUUUUCCACCAGCAGGGAGCCCCGAGAAUGUCCAAUAGAAGCUGUGCAAUUAUGUAAACUUCUCAAGUCAACGGUCUUCCUCAAAAUAAAGAAGUAUGGUAAUCCUUACAUACAGUGCAGAGCCUUCUCAGAAGCACAGAAUAUUUUUAUAUUUCCUUUAUGUGAAUUUUUAAGCUGCGAAUCUGAUGGCCUUAAUUUCCUUUUUUGACACUGAAAGUUUUGUAAAAGAAACCAUAUCCAUAUACUGUGUUGCAAGAUGUGAAUUAUUGACAACGUGUACUGUUUGGAAAGGGUCCCUCAAAUUUUUUGACAUUUUUUUUGUAUGUGUGUUUUUUUUGUUUUUUGGGGCUUUUUUUUU